This is a messenger RNA of Rubroshorea leprosula, 322 nucleotides long. NCBI's taxonomy places the organism in Eukaryota, Viridiplantae, Streptophyta, Magnoliopsida, Malvales, Dipterocarpaceae. The record is from the annotation of a GenBank genome assembly.
CUAAAGAAACCCAUUCAGCUACUCUACCCUUUUGUCAAGAGAGCAAAGCCAAAGCCUCCUUCGAUAGAUACUGAUAAAAGAGAGGAGGUGAUCCCCUGAUUUCGAUCUUGGAGCACGAUUCCGAUCAUGAACGACGGAGAAGAUGCAGCUCGUCGCCGUAGUGCCGUCACAGACCACCGCAAGAAGCUUCUUCAGCACAAAGAGCUCGAAUCCAGAGUUCGCACAGGUCUCCUCUCUUAGCUCCUUGACCUAAUCCUAAUCGCUGUGUCUCAGAUCUUCACUCUUUUUCCUGAUCUGUUUUCAUUAAAUUUCCAUGACUUCU